UGUGCAUGGUGUAAACAAAAAAAAAUAGCCACCAAAAUGAAUCCGCUAACAAAUAUGCGAAAUGUCUUAAAAUUGAGCGAACUUGAGCUGAAAACUCCAAGUGCCAAGAGCUGGCAUGAUAUGUACAGAGAUUCUGCAUGGAUAUUCGUUGCCGGCUUCCCCUACACACUCUCCGAGGGCGACCUCGUCUGUGUGUUUUCCCAAUACGGCGAAGUUGUCAACAUUAAUUUGGUGCGCGACGGAAAAACGGGCAAAUCGAAAGGAUUCUGUUUCCUCUGCUACGAGGAUCAGCGCUCCACAGUGCUGGCUGUGGACAAUUUAAAUGGCAUUAAAAUCAUGGAACGCACUCUGCGUGUCGAUCACGUGCUCGACUACAAACCGCCCAAGGACAACGAAAAACUGGACGAGGAAACCUUACGGCUCUACAUGGAAGGAUGUGCGCCGAAGCCUGUGAGCAAAUUGCCCAUUGUUGAGCCUCGAAAGGAGCCCAGCUCCGACAGCAUCAUAAAGGAACGCACGAAGCGCAGCAAAAGUUCCAAAGAGAAGAAGCACAAAAAAAGACGCAGCAGCUCCGAUUAAAUUUAGAACUACAAAUAGUUAAAUUACGUAAUUAAAAUAAUAAAAAGGUGUUUAGAGAUUUUAUACAAAUUGAUGUAAAAAUGUACUUUAGUCAGUAAUCAAACGAAAUGCUUAGAAUCAUGAUGUAUUUAUAUGAAUCGAAUUAAAGUAAUCACGAUUUUUAAGAUUUCUGCAAGAAAUCAAAACAAUUUGAGAAACGCUUCAAGUUUAAAAGACUCACAAUAAUGAAUAUGUAAAUAUAUUUUGAAUUUGGAUUUGAA
Molecule: messenger RNA, 839 nt
Organism: Drosophila grimshawi
Lineage: Eukaryota; Metazoa; Arthropoda; Insecta; Diptera; Drosophilidae
Product: RNA-binding motif protein, X-linked 2
Exons: 1
Coding region: 37-579 (180 amino acids)
Biological process (GO): mRNA splicing, via spliceosome
Cellular component (GO): precatalytic spliceosome; catalytic step 2 spliceosome; U2 snRNP
Molecular function (GO): RNA binding
Source: RefSeq, a predicted model, not a curated record